AUGAGUCUACGUCUCGCCUCCCGACGGCUUCUGCCACCAGGGUCACAAUUUUCUGCGUCAACCACGACGGUCAAAAGCUCGUUGCCAGUAACCGGAGGGACUGCCGUGCAGAGACGAAGCAAAUGGAGCCUGUUCCAGGGUUGGGGAAAAAAAUCCGAAAAGGAGGAAGCGUUCGCCGGACUCAACCUCGACGACCCCAAAACGCGACAGCAGUUCCUCGACCGUAACAUGAACGGCAGGAUCGAAAACAAUAUCUUCCAGGACGAACUCGAGACGGCAGCUGCCAAAGAUGCCAAAGAUGCCGCACGCAAAAGACCCGAGAAUGUCGAACAGAAGACGCGGGAGAACAUGGCCAUGGUUGUCGACCCGGACCCUCUCGGCCGCAUGCGAUGGCAACGGAGAAAGGUCAUGCAGAUGGUCCGCAAAAACGGUCGCAUGACGAAGGACCAAAAGAUCAAGAUGACAGAGCGCCAGCUCGUUCACAAGAGUCCGUUUAUGGCAACCAGCGUUAAGAAGCUGAUGCUUCUCGCACGGCAAAUCUCGGGCAAGUCGGUAGACGACGCUAUUACACAGAUGACGUGGUCCAAGAAAAAGAUGGCCGCCGAAAUUCGAUACUACCUGGAGGAGGCCCGCGAUCUUGCCAUUGCACAGCGCGGAAUGGGCUUGGGCAGGGUCAAUGGCGAGCUCUACGACAACCCCAAAAAGAUUCAAACGCGCGAAGGCAAAUGGGUCGAGGUCGUCGAUCCAUCCCGAAUGUACAUCGCGCAGUCUUGGGUUGGCCGUGGAAAGUGGCGCGGGAAGAGCAUAGACGCCAAAGGGCGUGGAAGAAUGGGUCUCAUCCAACACCCCGCGACCUGUGAGUGA
Cordyceps fumosorosea ARSEF 2679 is the source of this 864-nucleotide messenger RNA. Its product is annotated as mitochondrial large ribosomal subunit. Gene Ontology annotation, biological process: ribosome assembly; translation. The transcript is spliced from 2 exons. NCBI's taxonomy places the organism in Eukaryota, Fungi, Ascomycota, Sordariomycetes, Hypocreales, Cordycipitaceae. The record is from RefSeq and is a predicted model, not a curated record. Gene Ontology annotation, cellular component: ribosome; mitochondrial large ribosomal subunit. Bases 1 to 864 code for a protein of 287 amino acids. Gene Ontology annotation, molecular function: structural constituent of ribosome.